Molecule: messenger RNA, 595 nt
Organism: Linepithema humile (Argentine ant)
Lineage: Eukaryota; Metazoa; Arthropoda; Insecta; Hymenoptera; Formicidae
Gene: mRpL42
Product: mitochondrial ribosomal protein L42
Cellular component (GO): mitochondrial large ribosomal subunit
Source: RefSeq, a predicted model, not a curated record
GUAGAUUAGGUUAUGUCAAAAAGGUUAGAAUAUUCAAUAUCUGAUGUUUUCUUGCGAGUGUAACAAAGUUAGGAUUGAACAUUCAUGUGGUCAUUUUUUCAAAAAUAUAUGAAGAUAUCUUAAAAUUAUACAAAGAUGAAUCCUAUAUUACGUACAGUUCGAGCCUGUAUUUAUUCUGUGAGACAUGUCAAAUAUAGUUCCUUGUCUUCAGAAGCAGUGAUAUUUACGGAAGAUGAUGCUAUGGUUGUCUGCUGGCAUCCAGAAAAACCGUUUCCAUAUGAAUGUUCUUUACCUCUACCUGAGGAGAAACUCACUGACACUUCUGUAUUGUGUAUUGGAGACAAAGAUGUUGCAGAUGUUUUUCGAAAAAAGAAACCAUAUCAGGUUGUGGAAGAAUUAGCAAAAAUUACAUAUACUACUAAACACAGAUGGUACCCUAGAAGCAGAGACAAGAAAGCAAAGAAUACAGAACCCGACAGACCGUACUUGUAAUGUCUGAAAGAGAUUUAAAGGAUGUCUUGGUCAAAAAGUAUUUAAUUUACACAUGUAGUUAUCUUUUUAAAAAUAUGUAUUAAUAAACAUUGUACAAAGAUAA